Cucurbita pepo subsp. pepo (vegetable marrow) is the source of this 621-nucleotide messenger RNA. NCBI's taxonomy places the organism in Eukaryota, Viridiplantae, Streptophyta, Magnoliopsida, Cucurbitales, Cucurbitaceae. The record is from RefSeq and is a predicted model, not a curated record.
AUGGAGAGCUCACGGGUGAAACGACGCCGUUUACCGAUGGUGCCAUGUCCAUACCAAGGCCACAUAAACCCAAUGCUUCACCUAGCCACAUUCCUUCAUCAAAACGGCUUCUCAAUAACCAUAGCCCACACAUUCUUCAACUCUCCCCACCCCUAUCGUCACCCGGAGUUCACCUUCCUCCCCCUCAACGACGGUAUCACCGACGACCACGUGUCCUCAUGGGAUUUGGCGUCAGUGUUGCUAGCCAUCAAUGAGAAUUGCAAGGGGAGCUUGGAGGAGGCAAGGGCGGCUAUGGCUGGAGGAGAUGGGGAGGAAUCAAGCAUCUAUGUUAGCUUGGGAAGCAUGGUUCUAUUAACAAAGCAAGAGGUGGAAGAGAUGGGUUGGGGGUUGGUCAAUAGCAACCCACCGUUCUUGUGGGUGGUUCGGGCCCGAUCGUGUUGGGUCAUGGGGAUGUUGGGGGGUUUUGGGGACCAACGAGUGAAUGCUAGGUGUGUUAGCUGUGUGUGGCGGGUGUGGUUGGGUUUGGAAGGUGAGUUGGAGAGGGAGGGAGUGGAAAAGGGUGUUAGGAGAGUGAUGGUGGGAGAAGAAGGGAGGGCGAUGAGGGAAAGAGCGAGUUAUUGA